AACAAUUAGGUAAAUAGGUCAGCAUAUUUUGCCUCAUAUAAUCUGCACCGUUCAGUCUGCCACUUACAGCUUUAGUUACCAACAAGACUCUCUCUUCUUUAUCCCCUUUAAAAAGGGGGGCAGCCAAGAAAAAAAACUCUGCGAGAAAAACCAACAAGAUUGUUCACUGCUAAUUUAGUGAUUAAUCUUGAACAACUGUUGGAGAAAGACAACAAUGUCGGGAGGUAUUGCUCGUGGUCGUCUUGCUGAGGAACGCAAAGCUUGGAGAAAGAAUCACCCCCAUGGUUUUGUUGCUAAGCCGGAGACACUUCAAGAUGGGUCAGUUAACCUGAUGAUUUGGCACUGUACUAUCCCUGGUAAAGCUGCGACUGAUUGGGAAGGUGGUUGCUACCCACUUACAAUUCAGUUCAGUGAAGAUUAUCCGAGUAAACCGCCAAAGUGUAAAUUCCCAGCAGGCUUUUUCCAUCCAAAUGUCUAUCCUUCUGGAACAGUUUGCUUGUCGAUCCUCAAUGAAGAUAGUGGAUGGAGACCAGCUAUCACCGUGAAACAGAUACUGGUUGGUAUCCAGGACUUGUUAGAUCAGCCAAACCCUGCUGAUCCCGCCCAAACUGAAGGGUAUCAUAUGUUUAUUCAGGAUCCUCUGGAGUACCGAAAGAGGGUGCGCCUGCAGUCAAAGCAGUAUCCACCUCUUGUUUAAAGAAUGUCUAAUCUUGUGGUGACUUGAAAGUACGUUAAAAUUUGCGGAUAAGGAAUCUGCCACCUAGUGAUGCUGAUUGGUAUUUGUUUAUGUGGAGAAGUAAAUAUUUAUAACUACAGGAUUUUAUGUCUGAUACUGCCUUUCGUAGUUUCCAGAGAGUAUAUGUGUAGAACAAGCACAACUGCAAAUUGUCAUCUAAAUGUGUUGGAAAUGUGUUGAAAGUUACUAUUUUCGUUUGCAAAAA
Messenger RNA from Capsicum annuum, 941 nucleotides. Its product is annotated as SUMO-conjugating enzyme SCE1. Gene Ontology annotation, molecular function: SUMO conjugating enzyme activity. Gene Ontology annotation, biological process: protein sumoylation. Gene Ontology annotation, cellular component: nucleus. Bases 215 to 697 code for a protein of 160 amino acids. The record is from RefSeq and is a predicted model, not a curated record. Lineage: Eukaryota; Viridiplantae; Streptophyta; Magnoliopsida; Solanales; Solanaceae. The transcript is spliced from 5 exons.